Messenger RNA from Epinephelus fuscoguttatus (brown-marbled grouper), 1919 nucleotides. Its product is annotated as GTPase IMAP family member 7-like. Bases 123 to 992 code for a protein of 289 amino acids. Gene Ontology annotation, molecular function: GTP binding. The transcript is spliced from 2 exons. The record is from RefSeq and is a predicted model, not a curated record. Lineage: Eukaryota; Metazoa; Chordata; Actinopteri; Perciformes; Serranidae.
UGCUGCCAAGAAACAAGUCAGACGGGUUGCAAAACAAAGUGAAAGGCAAAAGAAAAGACACACAGUCACAACAUCCUCAAGAUCCGAGUACUUUUUUUAACUGAUUUCUAUUUUUUGAAAGCAUGAUGGCACCAUCGAGAAGGAUUGUCGUCUUGGGAAAAACUGGAGCUGGGAAGAGCAGCCUCGCCAACACAGUAUUUGGUGAGACUGUGUUCAAGAUAGAUGAUGGACCCAAUUCCGGAACAAGUAAAUGUCAAGCAGAGACGAAAUUGGUCAAUGGAAGAUGCAUUACGUGGGUAGACACUCCUGGGUUUUUUGACACUGAGAAAUCUGAGGAGACGCUGAAGCCUGAGAUAGUGAAGUGCAUCACAGAGUGCGCUCCUGGGCCUCAUGCUUUUCUCAUUGUUCUUCAAAUGCAGAAAUUCACAGAGCAAGAGAAGGACAUCAUCAACAAACUGCAGCAAUAUUUCUCUGAAGACACUCUAAAAUAUGCAACUGUUCUCUUUACUCAUGGUGACCAGCUUCCUGAGGAAAUGACGAUCAGGCAGUGGGUCGAUCAAAAUGCAGGUCUGAGUGAUCUUGUGAAGAAGUGCGGAGGCCGCUGCCAUGUCAUUGAUAAUAGACACUGGAAGAACAACCCGCAGGAUGAAUACAGGAGCAACAAGUACCAGGUGAAGGAGCUCCUCAGAACAAUAGAUAAGAUGAUUGCGGAAAAUAAUGGACACUACUACACCAAUGAGAUGCUACAAGAAUGUGAGAGACAAAUACAACAAGAGGGAGUAAAAAUUAAAGAUUCAUUUCCCGAGAUGUCACAGGAAGCAAUCAGAGCGCAGGCUAAAAGCACAGUUCUGAAGCGUUGGGUCUUGGCAAUAGUGGGUGUUACAACAGUAGCAUUGUUGGGAAUUUUCCUUGGUGGGAAAAAGAUGAAAGAAGGACUUACAACUGCAUUAGUACUAGUGAUGGGAACAGAAGCUGGACGUGCAGUAAGUUAACAUGCUACUGCAGCAAUGACUUCUGGGGAAUACCAGCAGCAGCAGGGGGUUUUAUAUGAAGUGAUAGAGCUAACAAAGCUGACUCACAGCAGAGGUAGCUGAAAUUGCAAGGCCGAAGCACACAUCUGUAAGGUAAAAAGAGGUUUGGGACUAAAUACCAGAUUUCUAAGAAUCACCUAAAUGAUUUCUAUAUCAUGUCGUGUUAUGGGGUUAUUGUUUUAUUAAUGGUUAACUGGUCAUUGCUCCAAUAAGUUACGGUUAAUUGCAAAAGGUGCUGUAUUCACAGAAUCACUACAAUUAAGAACAACAAUGAGAAGUGGGACUGAAAUGCAUUUUCUACUUUUCUUUACAUCAGACUUCAGCACAUGUUCACACUGCCCAUUCACCAGUUGUGGCAUGUUGGCAUUGUACGUUUCUGCUAACUAUUGAUGCAUUACAUUUUAUACCUAUCAAAUCAACGUGUCCACAGAGAUGUAGUUAUAUGUAUAUGGGGCAGAUCUGUCACUGUGAGGUGUAGGGGGAAAACAAAAUACAGAUGUUACGUAUAGGGUUUGCAUUAAGAUUCAAUGCCAACAUUUAUUCUGAUGAUUGGGUUUGUUUAAACACAAGACGUCUGCCAUGAAAGUUUUUGUUGCAGGCUGACUGUUAAAAUAUGAACGCACUGUAUAUUGAAUUUGUUGUAUCUACUGUAGUUUGACAAAUAUUGAUAGAGUACUAUUCAUUUGCUUUCUUUCUUUUUUGUAUUAACAUACUUCUGUGUGUGAUUUAAGGAAAAGCCAUUGCGUUAUUAUUCAUUCUUCAGUAUAUCUCAGAGAUAAUGAUGAUAAAUUGUCUGGGCCAUAACUGUAAGGUUACUUUUGAUUCUCUUUUUUGGUAUGUUUUCUUUGUUACAGAGUUAACUAUUAAUCAAUAAAUCAGCAAAUUCCA